AUGGCUGCUUCAGACAAUUAUAACGUCCCGACGGGUGACGAGGCGAAGCGCGACGAUGAUGUCGCUCGCAACGACCAUAUUGAGCGAGCAGAGACAACAGCAACGAAUGAUGACGCUGUGUUUUCCAAGUUUCCAAAGAUGGACAAGGUCGAUGAGUUUGGUGCACAUGCGAAGACUGAUCCGCGAGAAAUCGCGCUGGUGAAGAAACUGGAUAGAUACAUCCUUCCCAUGCUAUGGCUCAUGUACCUCUUCAAUUAUCUCGACAGACACGCUCUCGUCAAUGCUCGCCUCAAUAACCUCGAGAAAGAUCUGGGUCUAGUUGGAACUCAGUAUAACACCUGCGUCUCCAUUCUCUUUGUCGGAUACAUCGCUGGGCAAGUCCCAAGCAAUAUGCUGAUCAACAGAGUCAGGCCAUCCUGGUACAUGGGCGGCUUCUGUCUUGCAUGGUCAAUCGUCAGUCUUUUGACGUUCUUAGCAAAGGACUAUUCCAGCAUGGUGGUACUGCGAUUCAUCCUUGGUGUGACUGAGGCUCCAUUCUAUCCCGGAGCCCUGUUCAUUCUCGCCAUGUUCUACACGCGAAAGGAAUUGGCUGUUCGACUAGCCAUUUUCUAUACGGGUAACAUGGUGGCUAGUUCAUUCGCAGGUCUUAUUGCAGCCGGUGUCUUUGCUGGUCUUGAUGGAACUCAUGGUUUGGCUGGUUGGCAAUGGCUCUUCAUCAUUCAAGGCGCUUUGUCAAUCGGGACCGCUAUCUUGGCAUUUAUCUUCCUACCCGAUCACCCUUUGACCACUCGUUGGCUAUCCGACGAGCAGCGACAGCUGGCGCACAACCGCAUCUACACCGACACCACCGACGUACGAGAAAAGACGAGUGUUUGGGUCGGUCUUCGCGAAUCAGCCACUGACUGGCGAACAUGGGCACUGUGUCUCAUGUACAACCUCCAUCUCUCAUCCGUGGGCUUCCAAAACUUCCUCCCAUCGGUCAUGGUAACCUUGGGCUACAGUCGCACAAUCACUCUCGUCUUAACAUGUCCACCUUACCUCCUCGCCGCCAUCGUAAGUAUCGUCAUGGCCUGGACCUCGGGCCGGUGGAACGAGCGCACCCUUCACAUCACUAUCUGCAAGUCCAUCGUCAUGGUGGGCUUUAUCAUCGCCGUCUCCACACUCAACCUUGCCGCUCGGAUGUUCAGCAUUUACCUCUUUGUGGGUUUCAGCUUUGGCAUCAAUAAUAUCAUUCUUGCGUGGAUCAGUGCUACUGUUGGACAGACUAGCGAGAAGAAGGCGGUGUCACUGGCGAUCUGCAAUACAUUUGGAAACUUGGCACAUGUGUACACGGCUUAUUUGUGGCCCUCUUCUGAUGAGCCAAGAUAUACGAAGGCUUGGGUUGCGAGCAUUGCUUUUUCGCUGGGGGUUGUGGUUAUUGCAUGGGGGUUGAGGGUUAACUUGAAGAGGCAGAAUGAGAAGACGAGAAGGGAACAUCCUGAGGUGACAAACUUCUAUGUUUACUAG
Molecule: messenger RNA, 1506 nt
Organism: Fusarium coffeatum
Lineage: Eukaryota; Fungi; Ascomycota; Sordariomycetes; Hypocreales; Nectriaceae
Exons: 5
Coding region: 1-1506 (501 amino acids)
Biological process (GO): transmembrane transport
Cellular component (GO): membrane
Molecular function (GO): transmembrane transporter activity
Source: RefSeq, a predicted model, not a curated record